This is a messenger RNA of Myotis daubentonii (Daubenton's bat), 3695 nucleotides long. RefSeq names its product coiled-coil domain containing 97 (gene CCDC97). NCBI's taxonomy places the organism in Eukaryota, Metazoa, Chordata, Mammalia, Chiroptera, Vespertilionidae. The record is from RefSeq and is a predicted model, not a curated record.
UCCCAAAAGAAGCCUUCCCUGGGCCUCCAGAAUGGGUGGCAGCUCCCUUAUCCCCCUCAGUCCAUUAGAGCCCGGAACAUUCAGGACGGUCACUGGUGACAUGUCUACUACCUAAGGCAAAAAGCAGUUUCCUAAGGCCACGUUUUUCUCCACAUCUGCAGAUUGUCCCAGCCCUCACCACCCAGCUCAUGCUAACCGGAGGCCGGGUGUGAUGACAGAGCAAGAGACAAGGCUUAGUAAAUAUUCUUUGAAAUGGUGAAAAGAUAAAAGGAAAGGCUGGCGUUGAAACUAGACCACAAACCCUUUGAGGCCCUGAAGGGUUUCUCAUUCAACCGAUCAUCCAUCCCAAAAUUAAGCAUGCGGGCUUUGGAGUCACUGCAGUGAACAGGUUGAACAUCUUCCUCCUGAUAUCCCAGUUCCGUAGCAGUUCAGAUUGGAGGUGGGGGGAACCAAGUGUUAGGCCUCUGACACCGGUGGCCUUUUCCUUCCUGGCUACGGAGAGUGAAACCUAAGUGAGACACGCAUGCGCGUAGAAAGGUCCGCCUUCUGCCCGGAACUUUGGUUCUGGGCGCAGCGGGGCAUCGGAACCCCAGCUAGUGUGCUCAGCCGGAAGUGGCCGCUUAGGGCGUGGAGCCGAGUUGACGGUACGGAGCCUACCACGGCGAUUAGAAAGCGUAGAAAAUCCGGAUGGAGGCUGUGGCGGCCGCGGCGGCGACAGCAAGGAAACCUGAUGAAGGCUGCACAGAGCCCAGUUCUGGGCACUGGGGGGAGCUGAGCUGGAUGCCAGUCCCAUCCAGACCCCUGGACAAGGUGGAAGCAGCAGAGGGCGUUCCAAAGGCCCUGGGCAAUGACGCCUCUGGGACUGAGAAUGCAGCAGUGAGUGCUAUGCUGCAUGCCGUGGCGGCCAGCCACCUGCCCGUGUGCAGCCAGCAGCAAGGAGAGCCUGACCUGACCGAGCAGCAGAAGGUGGCCAUCCUGGGCCAGCUGUAUCACGAGAAGCCACUGGUGUUUCUGGAGCGUUUCCGCACAGGCCUCCGCGAGGAGCACCUGGCCUGCUUUGGCCACCUACGUGGUGAUCACCGUGCAGACUUCUACUGUGCGGAGGUGGCCCGGCAGGGCACCGCUCGGCCCCGCACCCUGCGUACACGCCUGCGGAACCGGCGCUACGCUGCCCUGCGUGAGCUCAUCCAAGGGGGCGAGUACUUCAGUGACGAGCAGAUGCGGUUCCGGGCCCCCCUGCUGUAUGAGCAGUACAUCGGGCAGUACUUAACCCAGGAGGAGCUCAGUGCCCGCACCCCAGCCCACCAGCUGCCCAAGCCCGGCUCCCCCGGCACACCCCCUUGCCCACUCUCCGACCUGCUGCUGCAGUCCUACCAGGAACAGGAACUGCAGCAACGGCUGCUCCAGCAGCAGGAGGAGGAGGAGGCCUGCCUGGAGGAGGAGGAGGAAGAGGAAGAGGACAGUGACAAGGAAGACCAGAGCCCUAGCAAAGAUUCGGAGGCCUGGGUUCCCGACUCCGAGGAGAGGCUGAUCCUGCGGGAAGAGUUCACCAGCCGGAUGCACCAGCGCUUCCUGGACGGCAAGGACGGGGACUUUGACUACAGCGCCGUGGAUGAUAACCCCGACUUCGACAACCUGGACAUUGUGGCCCGGGAUGAGGAAGAGAGGUACUUUGAUGAGGAGGAGCCUGAGGAUGCACCUAGCCCGGAGCUAGACGGGGACUGAUGGCCCAGCCGCCCUCCCUGUUCCCCCUCCUCCCCCACAGACAAGGCAGCUGAGCAGUGGCUGGCUCAGAGACUUUCUCCAGGGACCCCAGUGAAGCUGCCUCAUAGGGUCUGGUCCCAUCUCAGACUGCCCCUCCGCUGUGUCUGCAGUUCCCCACCCCCCCAACCCUGCUUCUGUCUCCAUUGCUAUUUCUCUGGGUUUCUUCCUCUGUCUUUGGUCUCUUUCUCCCUGCCUUUCUGUCUCCCUCUCUCCACCGCAGUCUCUUUCCUCUCUGCCUUUCUGUUUCUCCUCCUCGUUCUGUGCCUUGGCCUCUGUCCCCACAACAGGGUGAACAUCCCUCCCUUGACCAAGUCCAGCAGGGCCCUUUGUAGCUAGAGCCAGCCAAGUCGACACCAGUGCCCAACUUGGGGUCGGGCUGAUCCCUGGGCCCCAGAGCAGCUCGCUGUCUCCCCUCCUGGUCCCUACUCUGUUAUUCACCUAUCCCAUUUGUCAAGCUCUCCUUGCCUCUAUACGUUCCCUUCUCUCCUUCAGCCUUGUGGGCCUGUGGUUCUUCCUGCCAGUCCAUUUCCAUCUCUCAGCCUUUAUCUCUGGGUUUCAGUGCCAUCCCCAGUCUGGCUGCUGAGUGUGGCCUCACUGCAGGCAGAGGGAGACCACAGGUGUCCACAGCCAUCACCUCUCCACUGGGACCCAGCCCUGGGAGGGAUGGGCAGGGGAAGCACUGGGUAUCAUGGGCCUGCCAGCUUGGAAGUGGGGGGAGGGGCCCUCUCCCCUCCCAGCCCACAGCCCCCCUCUGCCCAGCCACAAUUUUCCCUUUCUUCACUUCCUCUGCCUCUCUCUCCCUCUUGUUUACACUCCCCAAAUACGCACAGGCUGUUAUCAUGGGUCCUGAGUCAUCCCACACACACAGGCUGCCCCUCGUCUCUGCCCCCAGCCAGCCACAGGCCCGCCCCACAGAGCCCCCUGCCUCCCCGGCUAAUGGGAGCCAGAUGGCCGCCUGGUGACUCAGCCACCGGCCUGUGGGAACCCAGGCAUCCCGCCUUCCCAUGCCCCCACACCCAGCUCAUGCUCCCCCAGUAGACACAUGGAAAAGGGCCGUCUGCUGGAGGAGGGCAUGGCCACGGGUCAGGGAGGUGGGGCCUGGGGCCUCAGCCCUGUGCACAGCAGUAGCGGCAUCCUUCCACAGCCAAACCUAAAGGACCCUUCAAGCUGCCUCUUGGGGCAUGUAGUCCAGAGUGAGCAGAGGCCUGGAGGCCUCCUAGGGCCAUGACGACCCCCAGGCCUUAGCUCUGCCCUCUGGGUCAGCCAGAAUUAGAGCCAGACACAGAAAGUGAGAGCCGGAUACGUUCAGGCUGUUCAAUGAGAGAAAAAAAGGAAAGUUCUGGUUUCUGAGCAGUUCUGUCCUGUGCCAGGCCCGAGCCAGGUGCUUGACACUGCGCUGAAUCCUCCAGACAUCGCUGCGAACUAGGGACUCAACGCACAGACCGGGCAAGGGAGGCCCAGGAAGGCGGGCAGCCUUCAGAGGUGAAAAGGCAGGUCUAGAACCACAAGUCCUAGAGCGCUCCACUGGCCUGCGGUCAGCUAUUGGCACUCAGGGUGGACAGAUGCACAGACGUCCUCACAUGGGAAGACGAGAAGACUUAGCUGUUGAUGACGAUAGCAGCUAAGCUUUGGGGGCCUCUGUUGGCACCAGGCACCGUCCUCCACACAGACUUGGCUGAAUCAUCUUGACAGAGAAGUCAGUAUUUGAAUCCCAACCAUCACGGUCCUGUGCGCCUCGUGCUAUCAGUACUGAUAAUCCGCCUCCCGGAGGAGGCCCAGGGUCGCCCAGGCAGCUGACUCACAGGAUAGGCGAGUGUCCUGGUCCCUGUGCUUAUGCCCUCAGGUUGUGAGCACACUCCUACUCCAGGCAUCAGCCCUUAGUGCACAUUUUUCACCAUUCAGUCAUUAAAUCUGUGGUAUACUGUGCUGUA